This is a messenger RNA of Penaeus monodon (black tiger shrimp), 1988 nucleotides long. RefSeq lists its product as uncharacterized. The record is from RefSeq and is a predicted model, not a curated record. Lineage: Eukaryota; Metazoa; Arthropoda; Malacostraca; Decapoda; Penaeidae. The transcript has 7 exons. The coding region runs from base 873 to 1796 and encodes 307 amino acids.
AUCCCGUUAACGCGAGUUGCCAGGUAGGAAUUUUUUCAGGCUUUGUUCCAUUUGUUUGCUGUGUGUAUGGGUGUUUUUUUUAGGGGGGGAUUAGUUGUUUUGUACUAUAUAUAAUAUAAUCACAGCUAAGAGAAACAUUAUUCAUAUCUUGCGUUUUUUUGUUUUUUUUUUACUUCAGGAAACUGAAAUUAAAACCUACCUUAAUAGUCAUUGCUUCGUAAGGAAACAAAAGAGAGAAAUAGACGAAAGCAAAAUUGUCUCGCACGAACGUAUACACUUGCUAAUCCCUCCUACACACAACGGUAACGCUUACCUGCGGGCGGGUGGGAAGCGCCGCUCGUAAACCCACGCUCUCGCUUCAUUCAGCCCCGCCUGCGUCCUGCGGUGGGAGUGGUCUCGUGUCUGGGAGAGGAGCGAUUUCUGAGGAAUACGGCAGAGAAGAACGUCGUUGUCUUUCGCGAACAGAAUCGGGAAAAAGAAAAAGGUUUUGAGGGUGUUAAGGAGUUUGUUUGGUCGGCUUGAGGCACUCGAGGAAACGUUGAACUGAUUAUUGUUUAUCGAAACGUGCGCGUGAUACAAGUGUUGUCUGAAAAGUCUUCAGAACGAAUCACACCAAAACAGACUGACGGUGAACAAGGAAUAUAAGUAACUGCUAAUACAUUAAAAAGCGACCUAGAAAAACAAGUGUGUGUGCCAACAGAACUACGGCAACUUACCUGUCAUUUCACAAGUAAGAGAAAUUCAUGUGGUGAUUUACUGAUAUUUUAACGGAGACUGAAUAGAAAUAAUUUGCAGGGAACUUCAACAGAGCAGUAGGAGCAAGAAAACGAAAUUAUCUUUGAACACACUUCUCCAAGAAACACCGGACCAACAUGACUUCAGUCUGGAACCGACGUCUGAAGCUAAUCCUAACGGUAGGCCCACUGAGCUUCGUGCUGCUGGCUGCCCUGGUCACCAUCCAGACGUCGAUGUUGAAGCCAGUAUCCAAGAAUUUCGAUGAAGCGAUAGCAGAGGAAGCUAUUCUGGACUCCAGAGAUCUCCUGAAGAAGGUGACAGACCUGGAAGAAGACAGGCGAGAGUCAAAACAUCUCUUGAAUCUUCUGUUUUGCCGUGUCUUGAAAGUGUUGCCAUCAGGCGGUUUCUGCCUCGACUCCAAUAGACUUUUCACCGGCGGAAAUGAGUUAUGGGACGGGAAGCUGUGCAAGGCGCUGGAGGAGCUGUUCGGGUACUCGAGCGUGGCGGACUUCGGCGCCGGCCUGGGCCACUACGGCCGCUGCUUCCUUCGGCACCGCGAAAACCUCAUCCAGCACGAGAACCGCGUCGAGCAGCUCAGAAUGAAGACGAGCUACAAGUCGGAGAUGCUGAAGGUCGGGCUCCUGGACGCGCCGCAGGUCGUUAAGUCGUGGAAUGGUUGGGACGGCGCGGCCAACAUCGGCGUCCUGAGCAAGGGCCUGAUCGCGCCCCUCGACCUGGCGGCCCCCGUCGACCUGCAGAGGCGCUUCGACUGGGUCAUGAGCCUCGAGGUGGGCGAGCAUAUUCCUGCCGAGGCUGAGGAGGUCUUCUUGGAUAACCUCGUCAAACACGCUUGCAAAGGCGUGGUGCUGUCGUGGGCGGUGCCAGGUCAGGCCGGUUACAACCACGUGAACACGAGGUCAAACGAUCACGUCAAAUCCAAGAUGGCGGACAGAGGCUUAGUGGCCGACGAUGAGGCAGAGAAACGCAUUCGAGAAGCUGUGGAAAUCGGGUGGUUUAAGAAUACUUUCAUGGUUUUCCGGUUCCCAGGAGAGAGGUGUUGAGGACUGGUGGCCAUGGGUGAAUUUAUGGCGAUAUAUUGAACGGUUUCUUGAAUAUAUGUUUCAGAGAAGAAAACGUUAUGUCAUCUAGUUUUAUUUUGUACGACAUUUAUUUGUUGCUGUGAUAUUGUAUAAUUAAUGCGUGUUUUCAGUUGGACAGUACGACUGAAAAAAAACUACAUUUAGUAUGAAUGA